Rhea pennata is the source of this 1431-nucleotide messenger RNA. It is a transcript of the gene BCDIN3D, whose product is annotated as BCDIN3 domain containing RNA methyltransferase. NCBI's taxonomy places the organism in Eukaryota, Metazoa, Chordata, Aves, Rheiformes, Rheidae. The coding region runs from base 3 to 818 and encodes 271 amino acids. The record is from RefSeq and is a predicted model, not a curated record. The transcript has 2 exons. Gene Ontology annotation, cellular component: cytoplasm. Gene Ontology annotation, molecular function: O-methyltransferase activity; RNA methyltransferase activity. Gene Ontology annotation, biological process: negative regulation of pre-miRNA processing.
AAAUGGCGGCGCCCAUAAGUGAGAGGAUUCCCGCCCUGGCGCCCGGCGCUGCCCCCUACGGCAACUUCCCCCAUUACUCCCGCUUCCACCCGCCUGAGGGUCGCGUCAGCCUCUUGCCUCCGGGGCUCUUGCGGCGCCUGUUCCCCGCUGAGGCCCGUCCGCUGCUGGGGCUCGACGUGGGGUGCAACUCAGGGGAGCUAAGUGUGGCUCUGUACAGGCACCUGCUUGGCCUUCAGGAGGGUGAAGGCAGCCUGGAUCAGCCUGCAGCUGGAAAGGAUCUGAACCUUUUGUGUUGUGACAUCGAUCCGGUGUUGAUUGAGAGGGCUCAGCAGUGCAAUCCCUUUCCUGCCUCCAUAUCCUUUGCAGAGCUGGAUAUCAUGGACUCCGGUGCCAGGGAGCCGUUCCUGAGCUCCUACUUGAGCCAUUUUAGCCGCUCCACCUUUGAUGUUGGCUUUUGCAUGUCUGUGACCAUGUGGAUCCACCUGAACCAUGGGGACAGUGGCCUGAUAGAGUUCUUGUCCUUCCUCUCCUCUCUGUGCAAAUACCUGCUGAUUGAACCCCAGCCUUGGAAAUGCUACAGAGCAGCUGCCCGCCGCCUGCGGAAACUGGGCAGAAAUGACUUUGAUCAUUUCCGAUCUCUUGCUAUCAAUGGGGACAUGGUGGAGAGGAUAAUGGAAAUUUUAACAAAGGACUGUGCCAUGGAGUUGGUGUGUUGCUUUGGCAGCACCAGCUGGGACAGAAGCCUCUUGCUCUUUAAAUCAAAGGGAUCAAAUCAGAGUGGUAGGGAGCCCUCAGAACAGGAGCAGUGCUGUGAUUGACAGAAGUAGCCUCUCAUAUUCAUGACUCCUUAGGAAAGGAGGUGUGUGCUGGUUACAGAGUCACAUCUAGGAAUUGCUAAAUGCCUGUCAGGAUCAUACCUUGACCUCCCAAAGGAAUUUGGGGCAAGUCAUGUCUGUGGUUUUUUUUUUUUCUUUCUUUCCAUCUGCAAAAUGCGGUGACAGUUUUAACCUGCCUUGUAGGUUCUGAGAUUUCCAUUCCUAGAAAGAUGCUUUCUAUGUGUGCUAAGAAUAUUCUCUGGAAUAAAAGAGAGAGUGCCUUUAUCAUCCCCAGAGGUUUUAACGGAAAGAGAAGGAAAUUGCAUUUCUCUUGACCCAUGUGAAUACAUUGUUUUGCUUGACAUAUUUCCUCUUUAAAAUACUUCAAGAAAAACAUAAAAUAUGGCUUACCAACCAUAAGCAAAUAAUUUGGAUCAGUGCAGAGAGAGUCUGCUUGGUCAGUAUUUUGGUCAGGCUGUCAUCAGUAUGCCCUUGCUUUUGUCAGAUAAGGUUUGCAUGGGGUAUACUUUGAAGGCUGAUAAUGGUGUGAAUGUGUUUAUUUUUUUAAUGGUGGAGUGACUUUUUUAUGGUAAGAUGUGUAUUUAAGUGUAUAUAA